GAAUCCCCCCUAUAGUCAAUUUUCGGAAGCCCUAAUAUUCCACUAGCUCUAAACCGCCCGGCAUCCUCCGUCCUACGGUUUCUCGGCCUAGCAGAGAUCAUGGCCGAAGAGAUAACCAGUAACCUCCAAGAUAUGGAGGAAGUAGAGACCCCAGUGCAGGAGGAGAUGGAUCUUGUGACGGACCUGCCCGAUGAGUCCAUCGUUAGAGAAUCCGCUGCAGAUCUUCCCGACAUGGCGGAGAACGGCGGCUUGAAGAGGGGGAGAGAGGAGGAGGAUGAUGGGGAUGAAGGGGGUACGAAGAAGCCCAAUUUGGAGAAGUCUGUGGAAGAGGAGCGGCUUCAUAAACUGGAAAACGAGGAGGUGGGUGGAGAGGAUCGAGGAGGGGAGGAGGUGAAAAAGACAGUGGAGGUAGAGGAAAUUAGAAAGGAGGAGACGGAUCCUGCUGCUGGAAAAGUUGGACCGAAGGCGUUCGUCUCAUCUGUGGAAAUGUUUGAAUAUUUUCACAAGUUGCUCCAUGAUUGGCCUACCAAUCUCGAUAUUAACAAGUAUGAGCACAUGGUUUUGAUGGACUUGUUGAAGAAGGGGCAUGCCGAUGCUGUCAAGAAAAUUGGAGGAGGGAUUCAAGCCUUUCAGGUGCGUUAUCACCCAUCAUGGAAGAGCAAGUGCUUCUUCCUCCUCCGCAAUGAUGGAUCCGUCGAUGACUUCAGUUUCAGAAAGUGCGUGGAUCACAUACUCCCUUUGCCUGAUAAUAUGAAAGUUUCCUCUGCUUCUCCUAAUGGCAAGAAAGCUUGGGGCCAGCAUAAUGGUGGAGGCGGAGGUGGAGGCCGGGGAGGUGGCGGAAGAGGCGGACGAGGCGGACGAGGCCGCGGAAGUAGAGGUAGAUAGAAUAGGAAUGCCUUGCUGCUCUAUUUUGGAUUCAGUGUCUUUUGAUAUUUAGAAUGGUAUUACUCGGAUUUUGGACAUAUGUGCUAGUUUGUAACUUAGUUUUUUUUUGGGCUUACAUGAGUGUUAUUUUUUGGUG
Messenger RNA from Phalaenopsis equestris, 1021 nucleotides. RefSeq lists its product as uncharacterized. The transcript is spliced from 2 exons. Bases 100 to 885 code for a protein of 261 amino acids. Lineage: Eukaryota; Viridiplantae; Streptophyta; Magnoliopsida; Asparagales; Orchidaceae. Gene Ontology annotation, biological process: chloroplast rRNA processing; chloroplast organization. Gene Ontology annotation, cellular component: chloroplast. The record is from RefSeq and is a predicted model, not a curated record.